CACAAAGAAAACCGAAAACUGAAACGAACAAUUCCCAAUUGGCAAUAAACCUCCCAGCCCUAUGAUACGAACCGCUCUUCGGCGAGCGCAACUUUCGCCUCACUCUGCCAUUUCACCUUUCGUUUGCAUUUUUUGCCAGAGGAAAGGGCCUAAUCUUGAGCGAAGACUAACGACUGAGGAUGUUGGGCAAUCGAAUUCGGUCGAAGCCCUGCCAAUAACAAAGGCUUCAGCCAGCUCUUCGAGGAAGCCUAGGAGUCUUGUGGAUAUCCUAGAAAAGGAUAUCCCCGAGCGCAAGGAGGGAGGGAGUCGGAAAAGAGGUGCAAAGAAAGAAAAAGCAGUGGAGAAAAAAGAAGCCAAGAAGGCGAAAGCGGGUAAGAAAAAGGGAGUUAGUCUCUCCAAAGCGGAGGCUGCAGUUUCUUUGUCCCCAAAGAAGAAGAAGGUUUUCCAGCGUGCUCAUGGCUCUAUAACUCCAGGUCUCUCUAUUUCAGAGGCCUUCCAGGGAGAUGGGUCUAAGUACCAAUUGUUGGAUCCUAACUCUCGAGAGAUUGAGCCGAUUGAGAGGGAGGGCCAACCGGAGGUUGCUAGGUUAUCUCACGAUCUUGAUAGGGUGCUUUUCAAUCCUGGUGUUCACUUCCUUCAAGAGCCCCGAUCCCGUGUUUACAACUUCGACCCCUACCUCCAAGAGAUCAUGCCGGUUACGGAGUUCGAUUUUGAUGCCUUAGCAAGCUACAUUAUCUCCUCUGAGGAUUGGAGACUAUCCUCAUUGGCUAAAGAACUGGGUAAAAAGUACGUCGGAUCUACGUCUAGUAUGACUGCGGUUUUGUCGCACUUCCACUUUCUUUUAUCUCAGUGGCGGCCGUUAAAUUUUCAGAAUCUUUCGAAAACUUUUAAAGCAGAGUUUCAAACAUUUACUCAGAUCUCCCGAGCCCCGGCGGCGAUAUUUUUACGAUAUAAAGGGAAUGGAACGUAUGCUAUCGAUCCGGAUAAGGAAUAUGAUACAGACAGUGUACUGAGUCUUCUUGGUCGGUCAAUGGAAAAGUUGCUCACUUCAGCGCCGUCUAAUUUCGAGUCGAAAUAUAAGAAGGGUAACGCUAGGCCGGAAGAAGAGCCACUGACAAAACGGCCGGAGACAUACCACUACUCUACUCUGGGAGAUAUUCUGAUGCGCUCGCAGUUGGAUGCCCAUGACGCUAGGCUACCGGGGACUGGAAUGUUUGACUUGAAGACGAGGGCGGUGGUCUCUGUUCGAAUGGACGUUUCAAAUUUCCAUAUUGGCUCCGGAUACCAGAUUAAGACACGGGUUGGCACCUGGGAAUCAUUUGAACGAGAGUACUAUGAUAUGAUGAGAGCGGCGUUCCUGAAGUACUCACUCCAAGUGAGGAUGGGUCGUAUGGACGGUAUAUUCGUCGCUUUUCACAACACAGAAAAGAUUUUCGGAUUUCAGUACGUCUCCCUGGACGAAAUGGACGCAGCGUUACAUGAGGAUUGGGGAGCUGGAAUUGGAGAUCAAGAGUUCAGGCUUAGUCUACAGCUAUUCAACAAAGUCCUUGAUAAUGCUGUUAAAAAGUACCCAGAACAAUCACUACAUUUGCACUUUGAAGCUAGAGAUAAAUUUAGGAAUCCUAUGAUUGUUGUUGCAGAGCCAAUGGAUGAAGAAGAAGUUGAGAGGAGGCAAACUGGGAACAAGCGCGAUUUGGCAGACUUCUUGGAAGCCUUGGACGGACAAAUAAAGAGUGGGGGGGGACCCGUACCUUCUUUUAAAGGCCUUGAGGGGGCCACAUCAUCCGACGAGGAGGAAGACGUUCAAAACGAUAUCCAAGAGAAAGAAGAGGUUAACAACGAGGAGGAAGAAAGUGAAUCAGAGGAAGAUGGUGACGAGAGCGAUGUUGGAGAUGCCAAAGAGGCCGAACCCAACCAAGAUGUCGAGGAGACUGCUGAGGGGAGCAAAGAUGUCGCCGGAGCUCUCAAGGGCAAACUGGGGGACGAUGCUGGAGCCAGAGGCCCAGUAGGAGUGAGCGGUAAGAAGGGAGUGGAAAAGCCCAUAAAGCUCCCAGAGAUGUAUGUGCAGGUUAUGUACAUCAAAAACUUUGUGAACGAUAAGGCAGUUCUUCGGCCCGUGCGCCUAAAGGAGAAUGAUAGGUGGAGAGUGGCGGUUGAAAUCGAUGAGCUCGCGCCCAGAGACGCCUAUCUGAUCAACGUGGGCGUCGUAAAGCGAAGGAAGAAGGCUAUCGAGCACCGAAUGGUCACAGAGGACGAUGCAGAAGCUGGGGCAUACAUUCGGCAAUUGAGGAAAAUGUCAAGAGCGGGAAGGGAUUGGGCGAAGGCGCAGGAAAAGAUGUUUCCUGGCGAGCCCGUCAUUUACAAACCGGGGUCAGGUUAG
Molecule: messenger RNA, 2380 nt
Organism: Tuber melanosporum (Perigord truffle)
Lineage: Eukaryota; Fungi; Ascomycota; Pezizomycetes; Pezizales; Tuberaceae
Exons: 5
Coding region: 62-2380 (772 amino acids)
Biological process (GO): mitochondrial RNA 5'-end processing
Cellular component (GO): mitochondrial envelope; mitochondrion
Source: RefSeq, a predicted model, not a curated record